AUGCCACCACGCCCAUUUGUGAACGACCGAUUAUGGCGUUGUCUCUGUCCUGGCUUUCCGCCCAACUCGACGACAAGCGCCACGGCAGCAACAUCGGCUAGACGGCUACAGCGCAAUGCGACACGGAAUGAUGGAUCAAUCUACCCCCGCAACCAGUGGCGUGCCUAUACUCUGUCCAACAUAUGUCGCGCGGCCAACGAGUCCUUCUUCUCACAGCCCGGCGUUGCGCCAACUGGGUUCCGACCUUUUGGCGAGCAAUCCUACACUCCUCGCCCCGUCAGUUCGCGGCAAAAGCCUUCGCUCGCUCAGCUUCCAACCGACCUUCUCUAUGACCAUGCCCGCGCCGAGGGCGCCAAAGGCCAUUGGGACGAGGUCAUGAACAUUUGCAGAGUGUUGAUCAAGGAUAGAGGAGAGCAGCCAAACAGGGAAAUGUAUACGGCCAUACUGCAUAGCUUUGUCAGUUCCAAGGAUGGCACAGCCGGCAAGCUGCGCAAAGUGCUUGAAGAAAUGGGAUUUUGGAGUCAGACGGAUGCGUCACUGUUUGGGACCCCUAGGAUUGAGCUUGACGCUCGUGCGUGCGAAUGUGUGCUGGAGGUGCUGGCGGUGCAUCCUGACUACCUUUUGCGCUCCGAGAUUCUUGAAUACAUGAAGUCGCGCUGGCUCACCCUUUCCACUCGUGGGCAUAACUUUGUCGUGGCGGGGUUGUUGCGAGAGCGCCAUUUCGAACAGGCGCUUGACACAAUGGAGGACAUGAUAAGGAACAACAUACGUGUGGAGAAUUGGUUAUUUGACGAGGCCAUGUGGAUUCUAUUGGAAUUCAGAGAAGUGGAAGAGGCUUUCUAUGUUCUGGGCCUCAAAGAAACAGUGCAAAACAAAGGCAGUAGCACGGGGACUGCCAAGGUGAGUGAUGCGCUCUUGGGCGCAUUGCUGGACGCGGCGGCAGAGGGUCAGCUUCACGAAGAAACAGUCAAAGUGUGGAUGACUCAAGUUCAACCGGGCUACCUGAAACCAGGCACUGGCACCUGCAUGUCUGUUCUUGCACUUGCUUCUCACCACGGAGACGUCGAACUUGCCACCGACGUCUUUCGCCUGCUUACGGAACGGGAAACCACUUUUACGACUCACCACUACGAACUCAUCAUGUCUACUCAUCUACAAGCUAAUGAUGUUGAGGCUGCUCUAUCCGUGAUUCUCAUCAUGGUAGAUGCCAACGUCAAGGUCAAUGCUGCAACGUGCCAGCCACUGUACCAUUACUUGUCUGUUGAUACAGGUGAUGGGGCUAGCCGCUCAUUGGAAGCUUUUGCCCUCCUCCAAGACUUUGAGGCUGCUGGCCGCAGAGUGCCCACAGCGGCGGUGAAUGCGUGCAUCCAGGCUAGUCUUGCCCUGGGUCGCCUUGAGGAGGCGAUUGAGAUAUACAAAGCUCUUCAUACCGUUUCACGCGCGGGGCCCAACACCAAUACAUUCAACAUUCUCUUCAAGGGCUGCCACAAGUUUGUACGCAAGGAACUGGCGAUGUUCUUGGCAAACGAGAUGAUGCAGCUUGGGCUGAUACCUGAUCGUAUUACUUACGAUCGGCUCCUACUGGUCUGCCUACGAUGUGGCGACCUGGAAGAUGCGCUGCUAUAUUAUGAGGAGAUGCUGUCGUCGAGCGACAGUGACGCGCCGAUGAAGCCCCGAAAGAAGACUUGGGAACUUCUCAUACACGCUUGUGUGGAAAAGGGUGACGAGAGAGCAGUUGCGCUUCUUAACGAGUACAAACGAGAGAUUAAUGAGCCCCGCAUGUCAGUGGAGAAGGCCGUUUUCGACCGUUUCGAGUAUGGUAUUCUGCCGAUGCCCAGAGCAUCUGGAGAGGGAGGCAUCGAGUCUGGUCGAUUCUAUGAUGUGGGAAAUCAACACGUCAGGCCAGCGGCAGAGGUGACACAAACCCCAGGACUCGGUGCCGACACAGGACAAUCGGGGGCAAAAGACGGGUUUUUGCACCAAGGCAACGAGGCCGGUGCGAAUACGGAAGCGGACUUGAAGGAGAGCGCCGAUCUUGAGGGCGCACAGUCCACUGCAGCAGCUAGCAAAGACACAAGACCAUCCUAA
Bipolaris sorokiniana ND90Pr is the source of this 2088-nucleotide messenger RNA. RefSeq lists its product as uncharacterized. NCBI's taxonomy places the organism in Eukaryota, Fungi, Ascomycota, Dothideomycetes, Pleosporales, Pleosporaceae. Bases 1 to 2088 code for a protein of 695 amino acids. The transcript has 2 exons. Gene Ontology annotation, molecular function: protein binding. The record is from RefSeq and is a predicted model, not a curated record.